AUGAAUCCUGCAUGUCCCGCUUGCCUCUAUGGAAGUUACCUCGCUCACACGCAGGGCAAAAAGCAUCAGACUAACUUAGCAAGACGAGCUGCAAAAGAGGCGAAGGAUGCGCCGGCUCAACCCGCUCCAGAGAAAGUCAAGGUUGAGGUGAAGAAGUUCGUCAAGAUUGGCAGACCGGGUUAUAAAGUAACAAAACAAAGAGAUCCAGAGAUCGGACAGCAGAGUCUGCUUUUCCAGAUUGAUUACCCAGAGAUAGCAGAAGGUAUCGGGCCGAGGCAUCGCUUCAUGUCAGCAUAUGAGCAGAGAAUCGAACCUCCGGACCGUCGCUGGCAGUAUCUGCUGUUUGCAGCCGAGCCGUAUGAAACCAUCGCGUUCAAGGUUCCCAGUCGAGAGAUUGACAAAGCAGAGACUCGUUUUUGGACACACUGGAACAGGGAAACGAAACAGGUGAGAACGGAUGGAUUAAAUCAUUUGUGACCCUGGAGCACAAAAC
Messenger RNA from Sinocyclocheilus grahami, 493 nucleotides. Its product is annotated as splicing factor 3A subunit 2-like. The record is from RefSeq and is a predicted model, not a curated record. Gene Ontology annotation, cellular component: catalytic step 2 spliceosome; U2-type prespliceosome; U2 snRNP. Gene Ontology annotation, biological process: spliceosomal complex assembly. Bases 1 to 477 code for a protein of 158 amino acids. NCBI's taxonomy places the organism in Eukaryota, Metazoa, Chordata, Actinopteri, Cypriniformes, Cyprinidae. The transcript has 6 exons.